Photinus pyralis (common eastern firefly) is the source of this 2166-nucleotide messenger RNA. RefSeq names its product zinc finger MYM-type protein 1-like. NCBI's taxonomy places the organism in Eukaryota, Metazoa, Arthropoda, Insecta, Coleoptera, Lampyridae. The record is from RefSeq and is a predicted model, not a curated record. The transcript has a single exon. The coding region runs from base 1 to 2166 and encodes 721 amino acids. Gene Ontology annotation, molecular function: protein dimerization activity.
AUGGGUUCGAAACGAAUUCAGUACAUGGAUCACUCAUUCCAAGAAACUGAAACAGUUUAUAAGGAUGGUGAAACUGGUGAAAGACGGAAGCUGACUAAAACUUGGUUCUUCAAGAAGAUGCCAAAUGGGGAGAAAGUACCCAGGGAAUGGUUGUGUUAUUCUCCAUCCAAGAAAUCCGUAUACUGUUUCUGCUGUCGGCUUUUCCCUGGGCUUUCAUCCCUGGAAACUGCUUUUGCAUCUAAAAGUGGAUUCAGCGACUGGAAGAAACUUUCCCCACGUGUACCCAACCAUGAAUUGAACCCUGCUCAUCAACAAUCUCUCGUUCUGUGGAAACAACUGGAGCUGCGUCACCGAACUGGGACGACAAUCGACAGAAUUGCCGAAGAAGAGAUUCAGAAAGAGAAAGAAAAAUGGCGUAAUAUUCUUACUCGAGUACUUGACAUCAUACGGUUUUUGUCGAAACAAAACUUGGCCUUCCGAGGCCACCGAGAAACCGAUACUCCUGAUGUAGCGACGAAUAAGGGAAAUUUUAUAGAACUGGUGAGAUUGCUGUCGAAGUACGAUCCAGUUCUCAGAGAACAUAUGCUGAAGAUUGAUUUGAAAGCGGAGCGCACAAGUUACAUGUCGCCGCAAAUACAAAACGAGUUAAUUGGUUUACUGGGGGAUCAUGUGAGGAGCCGUAUAUUACAGCGAGUGAAAAAUGCCAAGUAUUUUUCAAUAAUUUUUGACAGUACGCCAGACAUUUCUCGAUUGGAUCAGACUUCCCAAGUACUUCGCUACGUUGUUGUGGAAGGUGACCAUGUGAGCGUUGAGGAGUCUUUUAUUGAAUUUAUCGACACGAAAGACAAACAUGCUGCUGAUAUCGCUUCUAUGAUUCUGGAGAAGCUCAAAUCGGAUGGACUGGAUAUAAUGAACUGCAGGGGUCAAGGCUACGAUAAUGCAGCGGUUAUGAAAGGCCAACAUUCGGGGGUACAAAAAAGAAUCAGCGAUGUCAAUCCUAAAGCGCAAUUUAUUGCCUGUUCGAACCACAGCUUGAACUUGGCAGGAAUACAUGCCGCUCAAGCCGAAGUUAAUUCCGUCACGUUUUUCGGCACGCUGGAUCGUCUGCAUUCUUUUUUCUCUUUAUCAACUCAUCGCUGGGAUGUGCUUUCAACAACUACUGGGACCAGUUUGAAACGAUUAGUUGACACUCGUUGGAGUUCUCGUGGCGAGGCAGUCAAGAUGGUCAAAAACAACUUCGAGAAGAUAUUGGAGUCUUUGGAGAUUCUAACUGGAAUAAACGAGAAUGCAGAUACAAGGGCUACAGCUGGAGGUUUGUUGGUAUCUCUUCAAUCGUUCACUUUUCUGACAUACCUGGGGUUUUGGGAGCCAGUACUAGCGGAAGUGAACGACGCUCAGAACUACAUGCAGCAACGGGGUUUGAGUUUGCGUGACUGCGCGUCCAAAAUGAAAGCAUUGAGUGACUUUCUCGAUUCCGCCAGAGAAAACGUUGCAGAUACCUCUCUGAGCUUCGCUGAAUCAUUGUGUACUAAACUAGGAAUCACAACGGAACCUCAGCGUCGAAUUCGUCAGAAGAAAAAAAUGCCUGGAGAAGAGGCUUCUGAUUCUGGUUUGUCCUACAAAAACGAACUUCGAAGGGAAAUCUGCGCGUCAGUUGAUAGGAUCAAACAAGAAAUAGCAACUCGCUUCGAACAACUUCAGGAUGUAGCUCAGAAGUUCGAGUUUCUCUCUCCAGCAAUAUUACUUGACGAAGAUCUCAGCAUCGAUCUCUCCAACGCUCCUGACGAUAUUGACCGAACUGAAUUCGUGAUCGAGAGAAAGCGAUUACAGACUUUCGUAACGGCAUCAAAUGAGAAAGAGAGUUUGAAACAUCUUGGACCUCUUGAACUUCUGACAUUCAUUCAUCAGCAUCGAUUGUCCGACUCCGUUCCGAACAUCAAUAUCAUGCUUCGUAUAUUUUUAACCAUGGGAGUCAGUGUAGCUACGUGCGAGCGAAGUUUCUCGAAACUGAAACUUAUCAAGAAUUACCUUCGGUCUACCAUGUCAAAUUUGAGAUUGAAUAGUCUUGCUAUAAUGUCUAUUGAACAUGAGCUGGUCGAUAAAAUUAAUUUCGAUACUAUCAUUGACGACUUCGCUAGUCGUAAAGCUCGCAGAGUGCAAUUGUGA